ACGGACUGUCGCUGUCUGUUAUGGCUCCUCCUGCUCCAGAGAAACGGGGCCAGACGUAACACCAGUGCGGGCGAACGGGGAGCAGCACAGCGAUACGGUCCUCUCGAGCCGCGGUGAAAGAUGGCAGCUCGUCAAAUGCUUAACAAAAAGAAAUAGACGGCGUGUUCGGCGUCGCCUCUUCUGCCGUGAAAGCUUCGACAUUUUCUCAAGAUUACCAACACCCCAAAUGAACUCCGUCAGAGCAAGUAACGUUAGCAGAAGACCUAGGCGAGUAUCAAGGCCGCGCCCGGUGCAGCCGGAUAGGAACCACCAGGAAAGAGAUGAGGACAUUCCUGCAGAAAUGGUUGCAGAAGAAUCCGGUCCAGGAGCUCAAAAUAGUCCCUACCAGCUUAGAAGAAAGUCUCUACCCAAGAGAACGGUGUGUCCCACAAAGACAAACAUGGAGGGUGCCUCCACUUCAACAACAGAAAACUUUGGACACCGACCUAAGCGUCCCAGAGUUUCAGGAAAGUGUCCAGAUUUACCAGCUGCUCCAGCAGAACAGUAUUUGCAGGAGAAGCUUCCAGAUGAGGUGGUGCUGAAGAUCUUCUCGUACCUGUUGGAGCAGGACUUGUGCCGUGCAGCUUGUGUGUGCAAGCGCUUUAGUGAGCUGGCCAACGACCCCAUCCUCUGGAAGCGAUUGUACAUGGAGGUUUUCGAAUACACUCGACCUAUGAUGCACCCGGAGGCAGGAAAGUUUUACCAGAUAAAUCCAGAAGAGUAUGAACAGCCAAACCCGUGGAAGGAGAGUUUUCAGCAGCUGUAUAAAGGCGCCCACGUUAAGCCAGGCUUUGCGGAACACUUCUACAGUAAUCCUGCCAGAUACAAAGGAAGAGAUAACAUGUUUUAUUAUGACACCAUAGAAGACGCUCUGGGAGGCGGUCAGGAGCCUCACUUCGACGGCUUGAUAUUUGUCCACUCUGGUAUUUACACGGAUGAGUGGAUCUAUAUUGAAUCGCCGAUCACAAUGAUUGGAGCUGCUCCUGGAAAGGUUGCAGAGAAAGUCAUCAUAGAGAACACCAGAGACUCCACUUUUGUUUUCAUGGAGGGCUCAGAGGAUGCUUACGUUGGAUUUAUGACUAUCAGGUUCAACCCUGACGAUAAAUCCGCCCAGCACCACAAUGCGCACCACUGCUUGGAGAUUACAGUGAACUGCAGCCCCAUCAUCGACCACUGCAUCAUCCGUAGCACAUGCACAGUUGGGUCCGCCGUGUGUGUCAGUGGUCAGGGGGCUUGUCCCACAAUAAAGCACUGCAACAUCAGUGACUGUGAAAAUGUUGGCCUUUACAUCACUGAUCAUGCACAGGGCAUUUACGAGGACAAUGAGAUUUCAAACAACGCUCUGGCGGGGAUUUGGGUGAAGAACCACGGCAACCCAAUCAUCAGAAGGAAUCACAUCCAUCAUGGCAGAGACGUCGGCGUCUUCACGUUUGAUCACGGCAUGGGUUACUUUGAGAGCUGCAACAUCCAUAGGAACCGGAUUGCUGGCUUCGAAGUGAAGGCGUACGCCAACCCCACAGUGGUUCGUUGUGAAAUCCACCACGGUCAGACUGGUGGCAUCUAUGUGCAUGAAAAGGGCCGCGGACAGUUCAUCGAAAACAAGAUCUAUGCAAAUAACUUUGCAGGCGUGUGGAUAACCUCAAACAGCGACCCCACUAUAAGGGGUAACGCCAUCUUUAAUGGCAACCAAGGUGGCGUUUACAUUUUUGGUGAUGGCCGAGGCCUCAUUGAAGGCAACGACAUCUAUGGCAACGCCCUGGCAGGAAUCCAGAUCAGGACGAACAGCUGUCCUAUUGUGCGACAUAACAAGAUCCAUGAUGGUCAACAUGGUGGCAUAUAUGUGCAUGAAAAAGGACAGGGAGUCAUAGAGGAGAACGAGGUGUACAGUAACACUCUGGCGGGAGUGUGGGUGACGACAGGCAGUAUGCCAGUACUGAGGAGGAACAGGAUACACAGCGGGAAGCAGGUUGGGGUUUACUUCUACGACAAUGGCCAUGGUGUGCUGGAGGACAAUGACAUCUACAAUCACAUGUACUCUGGGGUUCAAAUAAGGACUGGCAGCAAUCCCAAAAUCAGACGGAACAAGAUCUGGGGGGGCCAAAAUGGAGGCAUUUUGGUUUACAACUCAGGCUUGGGAUUCAUUGAGGACAAUGAGAUCUUUGACAAUGCAAUGGCGGGAGUGUGGAUCAAAACAGACAGCAACCCCACGCUGCGGAGGAAUAAGAUCCAUGACGGGAGAGACGGAGGGAUCUGUAUAUUCAACGGAGGACGAGGUUUGCUAGAAGAGAAUGACAUCUUCAGAAAUGCCCAAGCAGGUGUUCUCAUUAGCACCAACAGUCACCCCACACUGAGGAAAAACAGGAUAUUUGACGGCUUCGCUGCAGGUAUUGAGAUAACCAACCACGCUACAGCGACCUUAGAAGGCAAUCAGAUCUUCAACAAUCGUUUUGGGGGCUUGUUCCUGGCAUCUGGUGUCAAUGUUACAAUGAAAGAUAAUAAAAUACAGAACAAUCAAGAUGCCAUUGAAAAGGCUGUGAGCAGAGGUCAGUGCCUGUACAAGAUUUCAAGUUACACCAGCUACCCAAUGCACGAUUUUUACAGGUGUCACACCUGCAACACAACAGACCGCAAUGCCAUUUGUGUGAACUGUAUUAAGAAGUGUCACCAAGGACACGACGUGGAGUUCAUCAGACAUGAUAGAUUUUUCUGCGACUGCGGCGCGGGGACGCUGUCGAAUCCAUGCACGUUAGCUGGGGAGCCGACUCAUGACACAGACACGUUGUACGACUCGGCUCCUCCUAUAGAGUCCAACACGCUGCAGCACAACUGAGCUCCAGAUCUGAGGACCCUUUGUGCCUCGGCUCGAUUGAACACACAGACACUUUUAGUUGUGCAGCAGAAGGGAAGCCCGAACUAAGUAACAGAUUCACUUUGACAGAGCAAAUACAGCUUACAAAAAAAAACACUUGGGACAUGAAAAUGCUUAAAGAUGUUAAGAGAAAACAAAAAAAAGUCUUGAUGAUGGAUGCCUUGCUUUUUGUUAAAAAAAAAAAAAAAAAGACACCAGUGGAUCAGAGGAGAGCAGCUGACUCAGGGUUUGUGGGUUGAACUGGUGAGACGGACAAAAGCCACCUUCGCUCAUCUUCCUUAAAAAAGCGCAAGAACAAGAUACUUCGGUGAUGUACAGAUCCAGAGAGUUCUCGUCAGAGGAAAAGGUCCCACUUCCGAUGCUUCCACCACUUUGGGCGACCGAUGUUCUUGUUUGUAACGUACGGGGUAAAAAAAAAAAAAACUAAACAAAAAAAACCCUGCAGCACUUCAGCUU
Xiphophorus maculatus (southern platyfish) is the source of this 3364-nucleotide messenger RNA. RefSeq names its product F-box protein 11 (gene fbxo11a). Lineage: Eukaryota; Metazoa; Chordata; Actinopteri; Cyprinodontiformes; Poeciliidae. The transcript is spliced from 22 exons. The coding region runs from base 227 to 2869 and encodes 880 amino acids. Gene Ontology annotation, biological process: ubiquitin-dependent protein catabolic process; regulation of apoptotic process; protein ubiquitination. Gene Ontology annotation, molecular function: protein binding; zinc ion binding. The record is from RefSeq and is a predicted model, not a curated record.